AUGCUUGUGCGACUUAUUUUAUAUUUCGGUUUCAUUGUUAUUUGUACAUAUGCACAACUCUUAGAAUGUCCACAUGAUUGGUAUGAAUUUCUCGGUACAGCAUCUUGUUAUCGAUUUGUCCGUUAUCCUAAAGGAACAUAUCAGAGUGCAAUUGAUCUUUGUCAAUCGAAUUUACUUAGUGUCGAAACAUUACCAGAACAUUUGUUUGUUCAAGAAUGGUUAAAUAACAAUGAUCCAUCCACACAAAAAUGGUUAACAAGUGGACGGCGAAAUGGGAUGCAAUGGCAAUGGUUCAAAAAUCAACAAAACAUUCCGUUUAUGUUUGAUCAAGGAUGGUUACCACGAACAGAAAAUGAUCGAUUAACUAGAUCUUAUUUAGUUUAUGCAUAUCAGAAUGGUCAAUGGGGUUGGCUUCCAUACGAUAUGGCACCAACAGAAACAUUAGCAUUUACAUGUGAAGUAUUGAUUCGUGAUACCUACGGUGUUUUGUCAAAUUAUCGUGGAAUAGAAUAUGGUUUACCAUCGAAUAUCGAGAGACGUUUUAUCCCUCGUGCACCAAAAUUUUAUGAACAACCGGCAGAUCAAGAAUUUGGACGUUUAGACAUAGUAACGUUUGGCAGUUCAUUUGGAAUGAAUAAAUAUAAUCUUGAAAUUGUUGUGACAUUGACGUGUCGAGCGGAUGCGUUUCCGAUACCCAACUAUCGGUGGUUCAAAAUGGGUACAGAUGGGCAAUUACUAGCUCAAGCAAUCGAAGUAAAUCUAACAAACCCACGAUAUUUUCAACACGGUGGUGCUUUGAUGAUUAAUUUUCCGGUCAGUGAUGAUAGUGGAACAUAUUUUUGUAAAGCAUGGAAUAAUUAUGGCACAGCUGUCAGUAAUAAAGUUAAUUUAAGAGAAAUAACACUUGGACAAUUUGAAAAACGAGAACGUCCAAAAGUUGUUGCUGAUGGUCAUCGUGAUGCUAUUAUCGAUUGUUUAUAUAAAAACACGAACACAGGCGAUCUCAAUUAUGCCUGGUUCAAAGGUGGUAUUAAUCAAAAAGUUCAACAAACGCGUGAACGUUUUAUAUCUCGUAACGGUAAUUUAUAUUUUUCACGUGUGACUGAUGGUGAUUCUGGCAAAUACUAUUGUGCUGUUCAAUCGGAUAAUCCACGUUUACGUUAUUUACCAUCUCAAACAAGUGAAGGAACAGAACUAGAAGUACGAUCGACAUUUGGUCAAGAACGUAGUCCACGUAUAUUUCCCAAUUUUCCACAUGUAUUUCCCACAACACGAUUACCUAAAUUAGGUGAAAAUGCAUCGAUUGAAUGUGUAGCUGAAGGUUAUCCAAUACCCGAAUAUCGUUGGUAUCGUGUCGAUGAAUUUGGACAAUUAUUACCGUUACAAUCUAAAGCUGUUCUUCUUAAUUAUAAUCGAGAAGUUAUCAUACCAAAUCUUCAACGAGAUGAUAUUGGUACAUAUCGUUGUGAAGUAACAAAUGUUCGAACAGUUAUUAGUGAAAAAGUAACAUUACAACUGCAAAUUGAUCCAAUAUUUGUUGUUCCAUUAGAAGAUCAAGUCUUAGAUAUUGGUACCACUCUAUCAUGGUAUUGUGAAGCUUAUCCAAAUGAUCAAAUUACCUAUAGUUGGUUUAGUAAUGGGACAGAAAUUGUCUGGUCUCGAAUAACGGCCGUGCUACAACAACGUGUAAGAAUCAAUAAUAAUUUAUUACAAAUUUUAAAUAUACAGCCAACUGAUAGUGGUGUUUAUCAAUGUGCAGCAACCAAUAUUCAAAAUAGUGUGACACGUUUUAGUACAGCUGAACUACGUGUUAUUCAAUUACCACCAACAUUUGGUAAAAAUCCAAUGUUACCAACAUUACGAUCGACCGUUGGAAGUCUUGUAACAAUUAUUUGUAAUCCAGAAGGUGCACCACGUCCACAAAUACAAUGGCUCAGAAAUAAUGUACAAUUUGCAUCUGGUGGAAAUGUUGUGAUAUAUCCAAAUGGAAAUUUGGCCAUCUCAAAUAUCCAAUUGACUGAUGCUGGAAACUAUACGUGUGUGGCAUCGAACCCAUUUGGUGUGUCACAAAUGAGUACGUAUUUAUAUGUAAUGGCUGAAGGUACAACCAUCAUCACGCCGCCUGGUGGACGCGAUGUAAUUAUUAAUCAAACAAUCGUAAUACCGUGCGAUGCUCGUAGUAUGAAUCAAAUGGAUUUAACAUUUUAUUGGCGUUUUAAUGGUGAAUUGUUAAAUAUUGACAAUAAAAGGUAUCGGCAAGAUAAUUUAGAUCGUCCAGGUGAUUUACGUAUUGUACGUGCACAAUAUUCAAAUGCUGGUAUCUAUACGUGUGUUGCAAUAACGACUGUUGAUGAAACAACAUCUAAAUAUCAAUUGAAUGUUUUUGGACCGCCAGGACCAAUGGCCGGUGUUCGUUGUUCACAAGCACAACAACGACAAGCUUUAUUAUCAUUUGUGGUUGGUACAGAUCAUGGUUCAACAAUUAUUUUUUAUACAGUUGAAGCAUUAACAAAUCAUCGCCCAUAUUGGUAUUCGUUGGCCAAUUAUACAAUAACAUUACCAGCGAAUCGUCUUGUACAAGUGCCAGUAAUGAAUCUUUCAGCAUUUACAGAUUAUCGUUUUCGUGUUUUUGGUACGAAUAUGUAUGGUUCCGGAGAAUAUUCUGAAGUUAGUCCACCAUGUGUCACACAGCCAGAUAUUCCCGGAGCCUAUCCAGCUCGUUUAGGAGGAGGCGGUGGCAAAGUGGGAGAUUUACGUGUUGUUUGGGAGCCAUUGCCAAUGGAUUUCUGGAAUGGACCAAAUUUACAAUACAGAAUCUAUGCUCGAAAAGAUAAAGAGAAUCAAGAAUUAGUUUUUAAUGUUUCAGAUCCAUUGAGAAAUUUUUAUAUAACACAUUUAGCCGAUAAAGCCAAUUAUCAAACAUACGUUAUAAGAAUAUCGGCUGUUAACGCUCUUGGUGAAGGUCCAGUAUCGCCUAGUGUUAUUAUCAAAUCAGCUGAGAACCGGCCGACGCGCCAAGUAAUGAAUGUUAAAUGUAGUGCAUAUAAUAGUACAGCAAUGACUGUCACAUGGGAUAUGAUUGAUGAAACUGAUAUAGGUGUAUUAAAUGGAAAACUUUUAGGGUAUAAUGUUCGCUAUUGGGCAGAAGGUUUAAUUGAAUUAGAAAAUUAUUGGGAUAGAAGAUUUCCUGGCCAACGUAGUCGUGCUAUUAUUAUAGGCCUUGAACCAAACACAGAAUAUAAAGUACGAGUUUUUGUUUAUACACAAUUUGGUGAUUCACCUGAAAGUAGUGAAUUUUCACAUCGUACAUUUCGUUUACCGCCCAUGACUCCACCACAAUAUGUUUCGAUUCGUCAGCCUAGACGAGAAAAAGAUCGACGUGUUAGAAUAUUAAAUGAUCUAUACAUGUAUAAACUAGAAGUAGAGUGGCGCGGAAUAUCGAAUACGGCUGAUGAAGAACCCAUUGAAGGUUAUAUGAUCAAAGUUUGGGAACAUUAUCAGAGUAUAAGAAAUGCCACUAUUUAUUAUACACCAGCAACAAAAUAUAAAUGGACAAUUGAAAAUUUAUAUAAAAAUCGAAAUUAUAAACUUCGUGUACAAGCAUACUCAUUGGGUGGUGAAGGCAAAUAUAGUUCACCAGAGAAAGAAUUUCGAUUUGAUAAUGAUGGUCGUUUAUUAAUAUUAUAUAAUCCAGAUACCAGUUUACUCUAUCAUAAUGCAGCAUCAUCUAUCAUUCGAACAAAAUUAUCAAUAUUUUUAAUUUUUGUUCUGUUUAAAUUGACUAUUAAUUUAUUGAAAUAA
Molecule: messenger RNA, 3801 nt
Organism: Didymodactylos carnosus
Lineage: Eukaryota; Metazoa; Rotifera; Eurotatoria; Philodinida; Philodinidae
Source: the annotation of a GenBank genome assembly